GGGUAGGUGUGUGGGGGGGUUAUGGGGGUGAGAGGUUUGUAUGUGAGGUCCAGUCCAAGCACCAACACCCAAGAGGGUGUAUCCUGUGGCCUCCCCUGCUCUCUCUGCCCACGUCUCCCCCGGCCCGCCUGUGGCUGUGCUGGACACAGCCCAUAACAAACCCCAUUGCACAAAGCUGCAGGUGCCCCCCAGAGCACGGGCGGCUGCCGGGCGGUUUGGCCCACGUGGGCGCUACCUGCCCUGCUUUGGAAGCUCCUGUGUUGGUGUCUGGCCGUGGUGCACCAGGCAGCUGUGCCAAUGCAGCGCGUGGGACCCUGUAAUGUGCACAUUUACGCUGAGCUCCUGUGUCCCCCAGGCUCCCGUGGCAGAUGGGGUUUGCCGAGAGGACGCCCUGGAGCCUCGUGCAGGCCGGGGCUCAUGUUUAGCACUUCCAACCCCCAGUGCUUCUAAAGGGCUGGAAGACUCCCUGCGCCGCUCCUCUCUGGCAAGGAUCCGGAGUCAGAUAUCCCAGGCUCCCGUGGCAGAUGGGGUUUGCCGAGAGGAUGCCCUGGAGCCUCGCGCAGGCCGGGGCUCACGUUUAGCACUUCCAACCCCCAGUGCUUCUAAAGGGCUGGAAGACUCCCUGCGCCGCUCCUCUCUGGCAAGGAUCCGGAGUCAGAUAUCCCAGGCUCCCGUGGCAGAUGGGGUUUGCCAAGAGGACGCCCUGGAGCCUCGCGCAGGCCGGGGCUCACGUUCAGCACUUCCAACCCCCAGUGCUUCUAAAGGGCUGGAAGACUCCCUGCGCCGCUCCUCGCUGGCAAGGAUCCGGAGUCAGAUAUCCCAGGCUCGCCAGGAGGCCAUGGCAGCCAGUGAGAGCCACCACAGCCAGUUGCCUUCACUGCAGAUCACCAGAGUCAACGGCCAUGGCCCCUCCAUGUCUCAGGUCAGCAGUCAGACGUCCAAGAGCUCGUCCCAUCUCCACAUCCGCAGGCUGUCAUCCGGCUUCCUGCCCAAUUCGGUGUUGGUGCAGCAGUUCCGGAGCCAGGGUGACAUCGAGUCUGCGAGGGAAUCACUGCUGGCCACGUGGCUGGAAGUGCAGCAGGGUCAGGCCGGGAGGGCAGGCCCCGAGUGCGGCGAGGAGCUGCAUGGCGCUGAGGAGGAAGAGGACGAGGCGGCCAGGACAGCGGCAAUUCUAGAGAAGAUAUCCAGCCUUUCCCUGCCUGGCCCCAAGUGGAAGGAGGAGUCUCUGACAAGCGGUCCUGAAAGCGCAGGAGCCUCUAGGCCACAGAGAGUGACGAGUUUUUUCCUGACGCAGCCAUAUGAGUUUGAGCAGCCUCAGGCCUCUCCCUCAGGAGGCGAGAUCCCAUCCUUCGUCCUCCAGUUCGAGGACACAGAAUGGUUCAGGCAGAUCUACCCCGUCCUCAGCUCAAUGGAUUCCCUGCAGGGACUGAGCAUGAGCAGAUUUGUGCGCCAGCUCCUGGAGGCGCUGCUCACCGUGGAUGACGGUGCAAAGGCGGACAUAGUCCAAGCCAUCCUAACGCUGCAUGAGCAGGUCGGGGUGGAGAACAGCCGUGAGGUCUGCAAGGCCCUGCUCCUCAUCCUGAACCAGAGUGACCCGCCUAAACUGGAGGAAAAGACUCAGAAAAAGUUUGUCCUGACCUCCCUGAAUGCCCUCAUGGCCUUCUGCAGAGACAGCAAGGAGCUGCUGCUGGAGCUUAUGGCAUACUUCUUGUACAGUCCCGUCUCCAGCAGGGGGUCCAUUAAAGCGCUUUUCAUAGAGCUGGGCCUGGAGGAUCCGCACAACUAUUUCUACCAGGAGAUGGACUCUUGGGACCAUUCCAGGGAGAAGCCUGUCACCAAGGCAGCGCUGAGGAGAAUCUGCGCACAGUGGCUUGAAGGAGUGAUGCAGGAUUUCCAGGAUCACAGGAGCAGCACGUUGGAGCUGUUCCAGGCACGGGCGGGGAAAAGGCACUUCCCUGGCAGCAGCCCAAAGGCUAAGAAAGCUGCAGAGAGGAGCAAGGUUUUUCCAUCUGCUGGCAGCCCAGAGCCGCCAGUGGGGCCAAUAAACGCAAUAAACCAUUUCUGUAAAGUGCAAAUGAAGAGGGAUUUGGAGGAUCUGAAACAGCCAAAAUCUGCUGGAGCUCAGGAAACCAAGAACACAGUGAUGGCCUUGCCUUCCAUUGGGAGGAGCCAGGCCAUCUUGCGGCUCGGAGAGACCAACACUAUGGCGCGAAGGAGACCACCCCAACGUUUCUACCUUCCGCGCAUUUUUCCACUCCCUUUGUUGACGGGAUUUGUACAUGCUAUUAAAUUGCCAAUGCCAAGAAUCAACGUGAACCCAUUUCCACCUGAUUCUGACAUGCCAGCUUCACAAAAUACAUUCAUCUCCAUGCAUCAGAAAGUCCAGAAAUAUUUCAUCCCAAAGUUCUCACUUGCAGAUAGCUAUCCCUGAAGACAUGGCUAGCCAAGAUGGCUUUGCAUCAACCGGACUCCUAGACUUGAUAAUUAGCAGAGGCCACUGAAUACAGAAUAGUAACGGGCUCUUCUAGGUCUGACUAUAAGGAACCUAAAUAAACUAUAGUCUAUAUAUAUGGUAAAGAUGGGAGGUCCAGCUGAGUUAUACACCGUCUGGGUGGAGCAAGCCCCGCAAAACAAAACGCACCGGGGAAAUAAUA
Messenger RNA from Gopherus evgoodei (Goodes thornscrub tortoise), 2654 nucleotides. Its product is annotated as WD repeat-containing protein 97-like. The transcript has 15 exons. The record is from RefSeq and is a predicted model, not a curated record. The coding region runs from base 320 to 2431 and encodes 703 amino acids. NCBI's taxonomy places the organism in Eukaryota, Metazoa, Chordata, Testudines, Testudinidae.